This is a messenger RNA of Onychostoma macrolepis, 3595 nucleotides long. RefSeq names its product solute carrier family 7 member 1b (gene slc7a1b). NCBI's taxonomy places the organism in Eukaryota, Metazoa, Chordata, Actinopteri, Cypriniformes, Cyprinidae. The transcript has 12 exons. The coding region runs from base 473 to 2419 and encodes 648 amino acids. Gene Ontology annotation, biological process: transmembrane transport; amino acid transport. Gene Ontology annotation, cellular component: plasma membrane. The record is from RefSeq and is a predicted model, not a curated record. Gene Ontology annotation, molecular function: amino acid transmembrane transporter activity.
AAUGAACAAGAAAAGUAGCUCGUUUGAAUAUCAAUAAACCUGACUACGCAAAUCAGUAGCGCUUGGUUCUCAGUAAAACACGGGUCGGUGAUGCUCGCGCGUUUGGGUGUUGGCACACGGAAGGAUGUUAGAGGCAGACGAUCCGCCAAUGAUAGCCUCAUGGGUGGGAUUUACUCAAGGUUGAAGGGGUAGUAUUUUAUUGUAAAGUAGUUCUAGUGAGAAUAGAAUAAACCCUAAAAAAGAAGUAAGAAUAGAAAGUCAACUGCCAGCUGUCCGCCGGCUUUUUGUUUAUUUUUCGUCUAGCGCGAAGCUGUCAGUUCUGAGGUCGCAGAGUGAAUUUUGGGAUCCUUUGGUUACCAGGUCAUUGGCCCUACAGUGAAGAGCUUGUGUGUGUGUGUGUGUGUGUGUGUGUGUGUGUGUGUGUGUGUGUGUGUGUGUGUGUGUGUGUGUCUGACUGCUUAAAGAAAUCAACAUGGUCCUUGCCCACCUAAAAGGCUUUGGAAAGCAGCUUCUGCGAGUGAAGGUGGUCGACUGCAGCACUGAAGAGUCUCGUCUUUCCCGAUGCCUCAACACCUUUGACCUGGUGGCACUGGGAGUGGGCAGCACAUUGGGUGCUGGCGUCUAUGUGCUGGCCGGGGCCGUGGCGCGGCAAAAUGCUGGUCCGGCUAUCGUCCUCUCAUUUCUGAUUGCAGCGUUAGCCUCAGUGAUGGCUGGACUGUGUUACGCUGAGUUUGGAGCACGUGUACCCAGGACGGGCUCUGCGUAUCUGUACAGCUACGUGACGGUGGGCGAGCUUUGGGCCUUCAUCACCGGCUGGAACCUCAUCCUGUCUUAUAUCAUAGGAACAUCCAGUGUUGCUCGGGCCUGGAGUGCAACCUUUGAUGAGCUCAUUGGCAAACAUAUCGAGAAUUUCUGCAGGUUACACAUGAGUAUAAAGGCCCCUGGAGUGUUAGCAGAGUAUCCUGACAUGUUUGCUGUGCUCAUCAUCCUCACACUGACAGCUUUGUUGGCGUUUGGGGUGAAGGAGUCCGCUAUGGUCAAUAAAGUGUUCACCUGUGUUAAUGUUCUGGUCCUGAUGUUUGUGGUCGUGUCGGGCCUGAUCAAAGGAACCCUCAAAAACUGGAGCCUGGAUCCUAAGGAAAUCCUCAACCAAACAUCCUAUGAGAAUAUGUCAGAGCUGUUGCCGUCUGAAGAGAGUUUGGGUGUUGGUGGUUUCAUGCCGUUCGGUUUCUCUGGAGUUCUGUCUGGUGCUGCUACCUGUUUCUAUGCUUUUGUUGGGUUUGACUGUAUCGCCACAACAGGUGAGGAGGUGAAGAAUCCUCAGAGGGCGAUACCCAUUGGCAUUGUAGCAUCUCUUCUCAUCUGUUUCGUCGCUUACUUCGGCGUAUCAGCCGCCCUCACGAUGAUGAUGCCGUACUACAUGCUGGAUAAGAACAGCCCACUUCCAGUGGCCUUCAAAUACGUGGGCUGGGAAGGGGCGACGUAUGCAGUAGCCGUUGGUUCCCUUUGUGCUUUGUCCACCAGUCUGUUGGGCUCCAUGUUCCCAAUGCCCCGUGUAAUAUGGGCCAUGGCUGAAGACGGGCUGCUCUUCAAGUUCUUGGCCAACAUCAAUGAAAAAUCCAAAACGCCCAUAAUGGCCACUGUAACCUCGGGCAUAGUGGCAGCGGUGAUGGCGUUCCUGUUUGAUCUGAAAGAUCUGGUUGAUCUCAUGUCUAUUGGCACUCUGCUGGCUUACACACUAGUUGCGGCCUGUGUCUUAGUCUUGAGGUACCAGCCAGAGCAGCCCAGUGUGAAUGUCCAGUAUCAGAGAGCCAGCUGUCAGGAGGAAACCGAGGCCGACUCCAUCAACGAGAGCAGUGCUGGUUUCCUGCCUGGAUCUCAAGAUCUCUGCACCCUCGGCAACAUUCUGUCCCCCAAAAACGAGGAGCCCUCUCGUCUCUCUGGCUUCACCGUCAACAUCUGCACCAGUGUAUUAGGUGUUCUGGUGUGUGUGUUCUGUGUCGUGGCGGUUCAGGGUGGAUUUCAGAUCUGGGCCUUUGCGGUUCUUGCCGGUCUGGCUGUGGUUUGUUUCUUCAUCACCAUGUUAAUAUGGCGGCAGCCUGAGAGCAAGACAAAACUGUCUUUUAAGGUUCCUCUGCUGCCGUUCCUUCCUGUCCUUAGCAUGUUCAUUAACGUGUACCUGAUGAUGCAGCUGGGCGCAGGCACCUGGAUGCGCUUUGCAAUUUGGAUGGCCAUAGGUUUUGUUAUUUAUUUUGGCUAUGGGAUCUGGCACAGCACAGAGGCGGCCUUGGCCAGUAACGACACAGAAGACAUCAACACCUUCAAACCGACAAUGGCAAACGAACCAGCCACAUCUGAGAAAGAGGCUUUCUUGAGCAACGGUAUUAAUUUCAGAGCAGAGGAGAGCAGUGACCCUUGAGAAAACACUUGAAAUACCCUGUUACGGAUGGCAUUAUGUGCUCACUUUUUACCGCUGUAUGUGACUUACAACAACUGAAACGUCCAAACCGAGAGCUGCUAUUGAUGUUCAAGACAAUGUCCUUUGUGUUACUGUAGGUCCGGAGCACCUUUUAAGCAGCAUUACAACAUGUGGCUAUUAUUAUUUACCAGAUGAAUUGCCUGUUAUUCAGGUAAAACGUGAAGGAGAGAAUUAGUGAUUAUUAUGUGUGCAUAAAGAUGUACACUGCAUUAUUGGAACAGGCGGUUCUUCCUUUGUCGAAUUGGUUUAUUUUGUCUAUUUAUUUUUGUAGCAUGUUGCUGUCAUUGCUUGAUAAAAAUUAUUUUGAGCAAUACACAUUGCAUUUUUACCCAUAAUUCCCUCUGUGGUGUGCGUUUUGUGUGUAGAAUUCUAGGGAUGCACCGAUUUACUGAUGUCCAGUCGUUCAGAAAGGUAUCUGCUGAUUAAACCGCUUCAAAAGAAAUAUUCGUUUUACUCUCUAUGACGUUUCAAAUAUUUAUUUAGCUGACACACGGUGCUUUAAUUCAAUUUUCUCAAUAUGAGAAGGUUAUUCAUGCUGCAAAUUACAGUUAUGCUGUUAAGUCAGAGACUUUUUUUUCUUUUUCUUUGAUUGGUCUGUAACUGUCCAGUGCCUUUUCUCACCCUUUUUGAUUGACAGUGCUAAUGUCUCCUCGCACUGACAAUGACUUUUAGUGGCUGAUACUAGUGCCACCUCACAGACUUUGAAGCAGUUGCCAAACAUUUGGGAUGGGAGAAAAAAACUGCAAAUAAAGUCUUGGAUCUGGGAAAAUCUCUGUUCAGAGGGAUUCUUGUUUGGUCAGCUUCCUUUCCAUUCAGCUCUUGUGUGCAUGCUGAUUCUCUGUUAGCUGUUUUACAUUUGCAUCUGGUGUUGGGCUAAAUAUUUUUGUACAGUAUUUUUGGACUUUUGUGUGUUGUACUUUUAUUGUCCAAAUUUUAGUCUGUUUGUAUAAAAGCAUAAAGCCAAAGAAUUCAUUAUGAUUUGAAACUGCAUUAUUUUAUUGACAUUUUGCAUUAAAAAAAAAAAAACCUUAACAGAACUUUUAGAAACACUGACACUUUAUUACGUCACAGUACAUUUUCUAUGUUGUAUUAAAUGUAAAUUUACUGUAAAUAUUU